Molecule: messenger RNA, 2408 nt
Organism: Blastomyces gilchristii SLH14081
Lineage: Eukaryota; Fungi; Ascomycota; Eurotiomycetes; Onygenales; Ajellomycetaceae
Product: oxidoreductase
Exons: 2
Coding region: 512-1588 (358 amino acids)
Molecular function (GO): dioxygenase activity
Source: RefSeq, a predicted model, not a curated record
CGUCCAAUCCACAGUGCUAACAGUGCAUUCCAACGAUGAGCAUGGCUAUCAUCUGUAAAUCAAAUCUUAUACCCGGCAUAUCUAGCUGGAGAGGGAUAUUGCUAGCAUAUUAAUAGUUCAUUACUGGCGUGUGCGCCAAGUUAUAGCCAUGAAUGAUUGAAAAGGCAUAUUAGAAAACUCGCGCUUGUAAAGCCGAUCACCCUCCCUCCCCACAUACCGGAUAUACAUACAUCCAUGGAUAUCUUCUGGCGGAACUCGCUGCGAGUCUGCGAUUUGAGAAACGGGGCCUCGGCAUAUCCGCUCUUCCCCGCCCUCGUGGACUGGGACCAUCAGUGCAGCGGGGAGAACGACCGAGCCCCACGGCCAUCUGAUGGGUCCCCAAACCAUUGCGCCAGAUCUAAGUACUAUUUAUAUCGUUGCUAUUUCUCCGAGAAAUGCCUCAGAGAUAGCUAAUUUCCCAUCUUUUCCGGACGCAAAUCUAGUGUUGACAACCCCGUGAACAAAAAAGAAGAUGUCUUAUGAAAAGAACUUCGCCGGAAUCCCUCCGUUCGCAGACGAUGUGCCCUGCGCCCCGCUUCUGCGUCUCUCGCUGGAAAAGCUCCUAAGCCAAGACGAGACCGAAGUGCUACGCUUAUACAGCGCAUGCAAGGAUUUGGGGUUCUUCUAUUUGGACCUGCGCGGUACUGCGAUCCUGGCAGAUGCUGAUCAACUCUUUGGGAUCGGGGAGCAGUUAUUCGAACUAGACAUCGACGAGAAACGGCGCUAUGAUUUCAGCAAAGAGAAUUCAUACUUUGGAUACAAGGAAACUGGCGCAGCGGUCGUGGACAGGGAAGGGAAUCCUGAUAGGAAUGAAUUUUAUAAUGUUUCCAAGGACGAUAUCUUCGGAAUCUCAGAACCCCUGCCAGCGCCGGAUUUCCUCAAUAAAUCACGACCGGUUUUCAAAUCAUUCAUGACCAAUGCCCACAGCAUCGUAACCCUGAUCCUCAACCUGCUAAAUGAGAGUCUCCACCUGCCCCCAUCCACCCUAGCAAACAUGCACCGCCUCGACGCUGUCAGCGGUGAUCAGGUACGAAUGAUCAAAGCGCCGCCGCAGCCGCCAGACGAUAGGCGCACGGCGCUAGGUCAACACACAGACUUCGGCAGCGUAACCGUCCUCUUCAACCGCGUGGGUGGCCUACAAAUUCUACCACCAGGCAAGGACGCAGAGUGGUGUUACGUGCGCCCCUUGCCAGGUCAUGCAAUCAUAAAUUUAGGCGAUGCCAUGGUGAAAUUCACGAAUGGCCUAUUACGCUCUAAUAUACACAGAGUGGAGUCCCCCCCCGGCCCGCAGGCCGAGACCACCAGAUAUAGCCUUGUGUACUUUGCACGGCCAGAGGAUGACGUCAUUCUCAAGCGGCUGGAGGGGAGUGAUUGUAUCCCGCCACUUACACUUAGGGAUGAGACGGGGGCCUUGGUGGACGAGGAGGAGAUUAAGAGCAAGGAUUGGAUUAUUCGUCGUGCGUUAGGGAAUCGGCCAGCGCUGCAUAAGGAGAUUGAUUAUGAAAACAAUAUGGGCACGGAAAUGAUCAGCCGGAGGGUAUAUACCUAAUUUGCUUUAGGUUCGUUUGCUUAUUUUAUUUAGGAGUUAUUAACUUAUUCGUGGUAACUAAUUAGGUAAAAUAGCCAAAUGUGUACUCUUAUGACAACCGUCAGAGCUAGUAAUCUACUCCUGCAGCGGCUGCCGCUCUACUGACUCAAAGAUCGUUCUGCCUUACCAUUUAUCAAGACUUCGAAAACAACCAUUAAUUAGGAUCUAAGCCUAUUUAUUACCUUAUUAAUUUUAAUAUUUUUGGCGUAACAGUGGGUUUCCAACAAGGAAAGUACCCCUCCCCAUCUGAUGUACUGAUACCCCAACGCGACUCAAGCAAACAAAAUUAAUUUUGAAACUAUAAUUCAAGAAUAUACCAACUGGCAAUCGAGAGACAAAGAAGGGGAAUAUUCCGAGGGCUGGGUUGUUUUUAUGAUGAAGACUCCUCUUCAAUCUUGCCGACUUUGGAAUAUUAAAACUGCGAGAAACUUGAUGUUGCAAGGGGCGGUACACAACAUCAGGGGGCUAGACCCAAGUUCGCAACACCAUGAAAAAGCAGGUAAUAUCAUAUAUCUCAUACGUGCAUGGUAAUAUUUCCUUUUCUUUGUGUCCUGUACAACUCAUACGUAGGAACUCAGAACGAUCAGCAGAAAUUAAGCUAGCCAGCCUGUAUAACUAACUCAUCAAAUAGCCAGGAGUAUCUACAACAGGGAAAAUAAAAUUAAUAAACAAGUAGCAAGAUCAAAGUAUCAGAGUCAUAACAAGUAAAUAAUUAUGCGCAUGCAAAGGGCCCCGCCCUCGCUCUCCCCGAACCCCUUCUCCACACUCCAUCGCCAACCUA